Messenger RNA from Sardina pilchardus (European sardine), 1406 nucleotides. RefSeq lists its product as uncharacterized. Lineage: Eukaryota; Metazoa; Chordata; Actinopteri; Clupeiformes; Clupeidae. The transcript has a single exon. The annotation marks the transcript as partial. The record is from RefSeq and is a predicted model, not a curated record.
UGGUUAUUUGUGUGUUGCUUUGGACAAAAGCAUCUGCCAAAUCCCAUAACCAUAAUUAUAACCAUAUCCAUUACUAUCCAUAUCCAUAUUCAUGACCAUAUCCAUAACCCAGCACUGGUGGUGCUGUUUCUCAGCCUGCGCUUCUCCGUGCUGUGGAACACCGCCUUCCUCCUGUUCUACUUCGCCACCAAGCUGGUGAUGGAGCCGGUGCACUGCUACACCCGCGCCCAGGAGAUGGUGCUGCGUCACGUGCGGCCCACCGUGCUGCUCAUCCCCGUCUGUGGACUGGCCCUCUGCUGCCCCCUGCUGACCAGUUUGGCCACCAGCAGCCAGAACGCUACGUGGGUGACGGACUGCGGCUCGGUGCUGUCGGUGGACGUGUGCGGCUACACGUACGUGGUGCUGUACCUGAUCUUCUGUGACGCGCUGCCCGGGGUCGUCAUGCUGAAGAGCAGCGUCUCCAUCUCCGUGCACUUGCUGCUCCACCUGCGCCACAUGAAGUCCAGCACCAACGGCUUCCACGGGCCCAAGCUGGGCGCGGAGGUGCGCGUGAUCCGCAUGAGCCUGGCGCUGGCCGUCAUCUACCUGCUCUUCCUGGCGGCCGAGCUCUACACCCACUACCUGAUCUCGCAGGAGCACCAGAACGUGCUGGUCAUCACCGUCCUCCUCUCCUCGCUCUACUCGGCCGUCUGCGGACUCGUGCUCAUCUACGGCAAGAAGAGCCACUGAAUAGAAGAAUAGAAUAGAAUAUUUAUACAUACAUAUACAGUAUAUACUUUUUUGAUCCCGUGGCGUGAGGGAAAUUCAGUCUCUGCAUUUAACCCAUUGCAUUUUCAACAGCUAGUUUCUGCCGUUUUUAAGGGACAAUUGGUCAUAUCAUUCCCCUUUUGCUUUUGCAUUCAACACCCAUUGUUGAUGACGCACCCUUGGUUCGAUUCAGAACUGGUGUAAAUGCGGGCUGGUUCACUAGAUAGCACCACGGUUCAAAGACUUUCGAACAGCACCAGUUCAACACCAGGUUCGCUUUCGGGGAAAAACGCCUACAGUGAGGUGAAUCACACACUAACCCAGAGCAGUGAGCUGCCUGCCCAACCAGCGGCGCUCGGGGAGCAGUGAGAGGUUAGGUGCCUUGGUCAAGGGCACUUCAGCCGUGGACUGGUCGGGGAGCAAACCGGCAACCCUCCGGUUACAAGCUCAAAGCCCUAACCAGUAGGCCACGGCUGCCCCACUGGAAGGAGCUGCUGCACCUCUACAACCUCACGCUGGAUAGGUACCCCGGCCUCACCUGUCUGAAGGCACCUGAGAAGAAACCAGGCACCAGCGGGGCUACUUCUCAUUAAACGUCCCACCCAAAGCCCACAAAUAUGUUGUUACACUGUUACCUGUGUAUGAUGUAAUUACCCUGU